GAUAGCUAAAGAGAAGAGAGAGAAGGGAGAGCUGGAAUCACAUGGGCUUGUUCUUCAUCUCCUUCUUCUUCUUCUCUUUGUUUUUCUCCAAAUUCUAAUCUCUCACUUAUUCUUCUCUCCUUCUCCCUUCUUUCUCUCCUCUACCGCCAUUACCACCAUGAUUGAUCUCUAGCUUUACCUAAUUAAUCAUCCUCUGCACAGCAAUAUAUCUAAUUAACCACUAAAACCAGCUCUUUUUUUCCUUCUUUUUCACCUCAUCCAUGGCUGAUGAUAAGGAAAUGGCGGCUCGGGUUGUUGACGCUAACGAUCCGGUUACUGGUCACAUCAUUUCGACUACUAUUGGAGGCAAAAAUGGAGAACCUAAACAGACAAUCAGUUAUAUGGCAGAGCGGGUUGUGGGCACUGGGUCAUUUGGUAUAGUUUUUCAGGCAAAAUGCUUGGAAACUGGGGAGACUGUGGCUAUAAAGAAGGUUUUGCAAGACAAGAGAUACAAGAACAGAGAGCUGCAGUUGAUGCGCGUGAUGGAUCAUCCUAAUGUGAUCUCGUUGAAGCAUUGCUUCUUUUCGACGACAAAUAACAAUGAACUUUUUUUGAACCUGGUCAUGGAAUACGUUCCGGAGAGCAUGUAUCGAGUUUUGAAGCACUACAGCAAUGCAAAGCAAACUAUGCCACUAAUUUAUGUGAAACUUUACAUGUACCAGAUUUUUAGGGGACUGGCUUAUAUCCACACUGUUCCUGGGGUUUGCCAUCGAGAUCUGAAGCCUCAAAACAUUUUGGUUGAUCCCCUUACACAUCAAGUUAAGCUGUGCGAUUUUGGAAGUGCAAAAGUGCUGAUCAAAGGUGAAGCCAACAUAUCAUACAUCUGUUCUCGGUUCUAUCGAGCUCCAGAGCUUAUAUUUGGGGCUACAGAGUACACGACCUCUAUUGAUAUAUGGUCUGCUGGUUGUGUGCUUGCAGAGCUUCUUUUGGGCCAGCCACUAUUUCCUGGAGAAAAUGCAGUGGACCAGCUUGUAGAGAUUAUUAAGGUUCUUGGUACUCCAACGCGAGAGGAAAUUCGCUGUAUGAACCCAAAUUAUACUGAUUUUAGGUUUCCACAGAUUAAGGCGCAUCCUUGGCACAAGGUUUUCCACAAAAGGAUGCCUCCAGAGGCAAUCGAUCUUGCAUCCCGACUGCUGCAAUAUUCACCAAGUCUACGUUGCACAGCACUUGAGGCAUGUGCACACCCUUUCUUCGAUGAACUCCGAGAACCCAAUGCUCGUCUACCAAAUGGUCGAUCUUUACCGCCACUCUUCAACUUCAAGCAGGAUUUAAACGGGGCAUCUCCUGAGCUUGUUAACAAGCUUAUCCCUGAUCAUGUGAAAAGGCAAAUGGGACUAAACUUCUUGCACCUGGCUGGGACAUGAUAAUAUUAAUAUAUAUAUAUGUAAUGCCAGAAGAGGGAUAUAAUUGAUAAUCUGCCAGUUGUGUUCUGAUACGAAGGGGUACCAUCUUUUGUGUUUGAUCGUCAAGCAUUAAGCUCUGACCAGCAGCAACUGCACUAAAGCUUUUAUCAGGAGACGUACAGGAUCAAGCGGCUGGAUGGCUGCACAUUGUUGAUGUGUUAUUUCACCACGUUUUUUCCCUCAUCCUAUCCUCUUUUCGUUCUCGCGUUUUUUUCUUUUAAUGUAAAUGUUUGAUAGUAAAAGAUAGCAUGAGAUGGACUUAUUAAUAUUAGCUGCUAGCAGAGGUAAAGAAAAGAGAAGCUUGAGAAAGUAUCAUCAUCUGUAGCUAGGAAGAAAAAGAAGAAAGCUCCCCCAAGGAAAAGAAUAGGGGGCGUCGUCAUUGCUGAAUGUAGUUCGGGUUUGGUGUAAUCUUGCUGUGUUGUUUUUGUAUUAGUUUUUUGGUGACUUGUGGUGGCUGACUUUUAUAAAAAGCAAAACAAUUUGUCAUCACUUGCUGUUUUGUGCAAAGUAAUGUUAUUUGGUUCUCUUCUGCA
This is a messenger RNA of Mercurialis annua (annual mercury), 1975 nucleotides long. Its product is annotated as shaggy-related protein kinase eta. Gene Ontology annotation, cellular component: cytoplasm. The transcript is spliced from 11 exons. Lineage: Eukaryota; Viridiplantae; Streptophyta; Magnoliopsida; Malpighiales; Euphorbiaceae. The record is from RefSeq and is a predicted model, not a curated record. Gene Ontology annotation, molecular function: ATP binding; protein serine/threonine kinase activity. Bases 261 to 1403 code for a protein of 380 amino acids. Gene Ontology annotation, biological process: protein phosphorylation; signal transduction.